GUCUUUCCAGGCUGGAGGGUGCGACGAGCAUGCCGCUGUCCAAACAUACCACGUCCAAGCGACGGCGAACCCCCUUCAUUACCCCUGAGGUGAACUCAUCAACCGCUGGAGUCUCCUCCGCCUCAAAUGGCAAACAAACAGGCCGCAAAGUAUCUCUCGCUGUUUCCCUCCAAAGUUUUGCAAAUCGCACUUUCCAGUCCCUGCCACGCCGGGUAAACACAGGGAGCGACAACGCCGACGCGACUGCGGCCCCGAAGCUGCGCCAUUCCUCCGCGAAGCUUCUGAUCUCAAGGCCGGUAUCAAAGCUGCCAAUCCCGCAGUCACGGCCGUCGACAUCGAGCUCCAUUGUUCGAAUCCCACCUUCGGGAUCAAAUGUUCCUCCAGUACCACCCCUGCCUGCGCGUGGAUCAGAGUCGAGAAUACCAACGUCCAGUCGAAUACCAGCGCCGACCGCGCGACAACUUGAAUUGGAACCCCGGGCUGCUAAUUCUGAUUCUAAAGCCGACACGUGUGCCAACUCAAGAACGAGCGGAUAUAACCACUUCUCACCUCAGCCAAAGCCAUUUGUCGCGUAUGAAGACGUGAAGGCCUUAACACGGAACAAAGCCAGUCCAAAGGAUAAACAACAAGGGCUCGAAACGUUGAAGGUGAAGGAUUCCAAGUCAGAAAGAGACACAAUAACCGGCAAACCUGCCAACUCGACGCCCUUCCGGAAGCGGAUGAUAUCCUUUAGUCAUAGGAGGAUAUCAGCAACAGCAUCAGGUAAAUCGAUACGGGCAAGUGACAUGGGAAUUCCAAAAUCAACGUCGAUGACAGCCAUCACUUCUUCACGUCGGGCAUCGGAAAUACCGCCAGUUUGUUCUUUUCAUUCCCUUCAUGCACCGCCAAGCAGCCAAGUUAAAUCGCCCAGUACAUGCGGUUUGAAUAUCGGAGCCAACCCUGGACAGACUCCAGAUCGCGCAACAAGCCAUACACAUCGAACACUUAGCAACGCAUCAGGGGCAACUUCCCUCACCUGCAGCCCCAGGGAGAGGGACCUGCCGCUACCACCGAUCCCUUCGUUACCCAAGAGCUAUUCUGUCGGGAACGUAAGGAUUGAUGGCCAAACUGAAAAGACGCCGCUUCCAGUCUCAUAUCAAACACCGGCCUCUCCCAGAACCCCAGAGGAUACGCGCGCGCACAUGAGUUCGAUGUCAACUCUAGGUCAUACGCAUGACGCACCCAAGCCCAAGGAUAGUAAACGAAGCAGUCGCCCUAGCGAUGCAGUUCUAAACUGCUAUGUGACGGCCAAGUACUCAACUGUGUCGGCACACAUUACCGAACCACUAUUAGACCUGACUCCGCCGCGUCCGACGCAUUCGCCCGCCCAUGUGUGCCUAAGAUCUGCAUCUCCUAGGACACUUCCAGUUAAAGCAUGCAAAAGGACCGAAGAAAAUGUCAAUCUGGUACGUGCUUCUGCGCAUGAUAUAACUCCAUCCAAAAAAAUAUUGAAACUGACAGUCAAGUUCUAUCAGGUCACGCGCGCCAAGCCGCAACAGUAUUGGCUUGGUCGGCUCUCAACCCUUGUGAAUGGCCUCCAGUACGAAGAUGCAUUCAACGAACCAGAUCCAUACAUUACCUACCGCGCGCCGUCUAGAACCAAAAUUCUCAAGACUUGUGGGAUAGAGAGUGCUGAAGAAUUCAACAUAAAGAGAGCCUUCGCAGCGCUGGAGCGGGCGUGCAUGACUGAUGAAGCAACAAAAAGUCUCAACGAAUUUAAGGAAGAGUAUGAGCGCAAAUACACGAAGUCGGGGACUCCAAAGCCGGAUAAAGGUUCCAGGACCGGUAUGAGAGGGAGGCAGACGGCGAUUCGCAUGAAAAUGAAUACGGAGGAAAAGGACUAG
This is a messenger RNA of Coccidioides posadasii C735 delta SOWgp, 1883 nucleotides long. NCBI's taxonomy places the organism in Eukaryota, Fungi, Ascomycota, Eurotiomycetes, Onygenales, Onygenaceae. The record is from RefSeq and is a predicted model, not a curated record.